AUGGCUAUUGCCGAAAAUGAUCUCAAGUUCUCCGGGAAACUAGUGGAUAGCUUCAUAUGUAGGCAGCUGAUUACCUCAAAGCUGCAUGAGAAGUGGUUGGUUUUUGCGAGGACGCCUCUCCGGUUUUCGCUUCUGGAGUACCAUGUUGUGACAGGCCUCAAGAUUACACGGGAAACUAACAGUGACGUAGUGAAAUGGAAAAACGACGGGGGUUUUUGGAGUAACCUACUGCACACAGGUGGUAAGAUCACCUUGCAGUCGAUCAGAAAGGUUCAUCUACAAGAAUUUCACACCUGGACUCGGCUUGAUAGGAUGAGGUUGAUCUACUUGUGUGUAAUAGUGGGUGUGGUGAUGGGGAGAGAUGAGAAGGUGUCCAUCCCUCAUAUGUACAUCAAGUUGGUGAUGGAUUUUGACAAGGUUCGGAAGUUCCAUUGGGGUCUUCACUCGUAUGAUUUCCUGCUGAUUUCGAUUGAGAAGGCUAGGAAGAAGUUGGGUAAGAAGGAGAGCUACAUUUUCGAGGGUUUCUCCUAUGCUCUCCAGAUUUGGAUUAUGGAGGCAAUUCCUGAUUUUGGAGAAAUAUUAGGCAGAAGAGUCUCAGACAGCUUCAAAGUGACUGGUAAUGGUGAUGUGUUUCUAGAUGCUGACUAUACAAGGAAGGGUGAGAUUGAAGAUGAACGAGUGGACCUUGUUUUGGAGAGGAUCAGGAACAAGUAUGAUUGGAGCAGCACAGACUGGCCAGUUUUAGACCCUGAAGAAACUAAAAUGGAGGAACCCGACUGCCAUGAUAGAGGGUCAGAAGCUGAUAAGAGCGUGAAUCAUACGGAUGUUGUAGCAGACGAGGAAAGCUCUUCGGUUAAGGUUGCAGGAAAAGGCAAGAGAAAGUUUCUUGAUGAAGGAGCAGAGACAAGAAAGAAGAAGGUGCUGUGUAAGCGAUCAGCAGAAAAGUAUCUGACUUUUGGUCCUGAAACUAAUAGUUUCACUGAGGGUCUUAUCCGCACAUCUGUCACUUCAUUGGGAGAUGUGCUCAGUAUGCAAAUGGCGAAUAUGGAGAGGGUGUUUACAGAGAGGAUGGGGAAGAUGGAGAUUGAGGUUUCACAGCUCAGGGACGCAAUCAGUUUGACUGGUGAAGGAAGCUAUCCUAGCAAGAAAGAAGCUGAAGAAGCUCCACUAAACAUCAAAGCCAAGAAAGCUCCACCUAAGAGCAAAGGCGCUCAAGCUCCACCUAAGAGCAAAGGCGCUCAAGCCCCAUCUAAGCGCAAAGGCGAUCAACCUACUCCAACAAAAAAGGAUGGGAAAAAGAUUGCUACAAAAACUAAUGAUUUUGAUUUUGGAUUGAGUACACAAGACUUGCGGGACCUGUCCCAAGCUACAUUUGUUGAGGGUUUUGAUCUGUCUCAAGUGAAAGUUGAGACCUCAAGUAAAUCAAAACCGUUGAACAUGGCUCCACUGCAGUGGAAUGAUGAGCAAAUAGAUCGAACCAAAGAAGACUCGCCAGAUGCCGCGUUGGUGUUUUUCCGUGAAGAGGAUUGGGAAAAAGUUAGAACUUGGUCAACUUUCUCCACACGUCUACGGAUUGGACCUGCCACUUUAGAUUUUGAGAUUGCUAAUCGUCUUAUGGAUAAAUUUGAGUGGGUUAAUAGCUUGGAGAUUGACGCUGAAAUGUACGUAUUCCGGGAGAGACAUCUUUGA
Brassica napus (rape) is the source of this 1689-nucleotide messenger RNA. RefSeq lists its product as uncharacterized. The transcript is spliced from 5 exons. NCBI's taxonomy places the organism in Eukaryota, Viridiplantae, Streptophyta, Magnoliopsida, Brassicales, Brassicaceae. Bases 1 to 1689 code for a protein of 562 amino acids. The record is from RefSeq and is a predicted model, not a curated record.